ACAAAUAUUGUAGUGGACCAAUCAGGAAAGAGGUCAAGCGUAGGAACACUAGCAAGCUGUUUUGAAAACAGUAAAGUGAGGUUGUCGCUAUUUUAUUUUAAACCAGCGUUGCUUCAAAGGACAGACGUUUUCAUUUACAAAUCAUGACUUCACAAGUCAGGCAGAAUUAUCACCAGGACUGUGAGGCAGCCAUAAACAGGCAGAUAAACCUGGAGCUGUAUGCCUCGUAUGUUUACCUCUCCAUGGCUUAUUACUUUGACCGGGAUGACAAAGCCUUGCCGAACUUCGCCAAAUUCUUUAGGGCACAGUCCCUGGAAGAGAAGGAGCAUGCUGAGAAACUGAUGAGUCAGCAGAACAAGAGAGGAGGGAGGAUCUUCCUACAGGAUAUUCGGAAACCUGACAGAGAUGAGUGGGGCAGUGGUGUAGAGGCUCUUGAAUGCGCUCUGCAGCUGGAGAAGAGUGUGAACCAGUCACUACUGGACCUGCACAAGGUCGCUUCUGACCACACAGACCCGCACUUGUGUGAUUUUAUAGAGACGCACUACCUGGACGAGCAGGUGAAGUCCAUCAAAGAGCUGGCCGACUGGGUGGCUAACCUGCGCCGUAUGGGCGCGCCACAGAACGGCAUGGCCGAGUACCUGUUCGACAAGCACACUCUGGGCAAGGAGGAGAGCACUUAAGAACUGUAGUGCCACCACCACCACAUCAGGGCCAGUACUAGCUGCUAUCAGGGGUCUGUUGUGACUGUCGCAUGUGGGUUUGUCCAACCCGGGCGUAUCAUAAUCAAGAACAGCUUGUGCAUAGUUUUAUUGACAAGAUGUACAUCCUCACUGUACUGUAUGCUGCUUUGAUUAAAAUUCAGUAUAUAUAUACAUAUAUAUAUUACGGAGGAAAUACUGUCCCAGGACCAGUGUGGUCCUAAUGAUAGCCAUAAGCACUUUAUGUGUAAUGUUCCCUUUGAAAGGCUCAGCCUGUUUUCCGUCCCAAUCCCGUUUCCCCUUUAGAGACAUCCCUGCUUCUGUAAUGCAGGUACUACAUUUAUUUGUGUUCUGCUUGCUCAUCUGCAGUUUCUAUUAUAUGCAGAACACAUGUAUAUCACAUACAGCGUGUAUAUAGGAUCUUCCUCCUAUAUACGCUGCGUUCAAUAAAAGACUGUUGGAACAACCAGCCAA
Clupea harengus (Atlantic herring) is the source of this 1172-nucleotide messenger RNA. It is a transcript of the gene fth1b, whose product is annotated as ferritin heavy chain 1b. The record is from RefSeq and is a predicted model, not a curated record. Gene Ontology annotation, biological process: intracellular iron ion homeostasis; iron ion transport. Gene Ontology annotation, cellular component: cytoplasm. NCBI's taxonomy places the organism in Eukaryota, Metazoa, Chordata, Actinopteri, Clupeiformes, Clupeidae. Gene Ontology annotation, molecular function: ferric iron binding; ferrous iron binding.